Messenger RNA from Rosa chinensis, 1942 nucleotides. Its product is annotated as probable leucine-rich repeat receptor-like serine/threonine-protein kinase At3g14840. Lineage: Eukaryota; Viridiplantae; Streptophyta; Magnoliopsida; Rosales; Rosaceae. The coding region runs from base 1 to 1914 and encodes 637 amino acids. Gene Ontology annotation, biological process: protein phosphorylation. Gene Ontology annotation, molecular function: ATP binding; protein kinase activity. The record is from RefSeq and is a predicted model, not a curated record. The transcript has 9 exons.
AUGGUAGGGAUUGGAGAUUUAGGAUCUAGGGUUAGAGGUCCAUUGGUGUUCUGUUAUUCAGCAUACUCGUACUUUCUCCGUACAAAUUGUGGUGGAAAUGCUCAUAAAGAUAUCAGCACAUCCAUACAAUAUGAAGCAGAUAUCAAUCAAGGUGGACCUUCAUCAUUUUAUGAAAGCAAUAGCAACUGGGGGUUUAGCAGCACUGGUUACUACCCUGAUGAUGACAGUUCUCAAGACACCUUUAUUGUGUCUAAUAUAUCUACACUCUCUAUGCGCAAUCCUCAACUGUACAUGACGGCACGCGUUUCACCCAUCUCUCUAACUUAUUUUGGGUUUUGCCUGAUGAAUGGAAACUACACAGUGAGGCUCCAUUUUGCAGAGAUAAUGUUUACAAAUGACAAAACAUAUCGUAGCUUGGGAAGGCGUAUAUUUGAUGUUUACAUUCAGGGGAAACGAGUGGAGAAGGAUUUUAAUAUUGCGGAUGUAGCAGGUGGGAAUGGUAUAUUAGUCAUAAGAAACUAUACUGCUUCUGUAACAACUCGUACCUUGGAGAUUCGUUUCUUUUGGAAUGGGAAAGGAACACAGGCUAUCCCUAGAAGAGGAGUCUAUGGUCCUCUUAUAUCAGCCAUUUCUGUAGACCCAAAUUUUAUACCCCCGAAAGAACCCUCGCAAGGAGGUGGAAGUGGUAUAUCCGCAGGUGAAGUGGUUGGAAUUGUGGCUGGAGGAGUGUUCAUAAUAUUAGUGAUUUUAUGUAUUCUUUGGUGGAAAGGCUUCAUAGGACCACCAAAUACUUUGGAACAAGAUUUGAAGGGUGUGGACCUGCAGACUGGCAAAUUUACCUUGAGGCAAAUCAAAACUGCCACAAACAACUUUGACAUAGCGAACAAGAUUGGAGAAGGUGGUUUUGGUCCUGUUUACAGGGGCCUUCUAUCAGACAACACUGCAAUUGCUGUUAAGAAGCUUUCAGCCAAAUCGAAGCAAGGGAAUCGUGAAUUUGUGAAUGAGAUAGGCAUGAUUUCUGCUUUGCAACACCCUCACCUUGUCAAGCUUUAUGGAUGCUGUAUUGAAGGAAAUAACUUGUUGCUUGUCUAUGAGUACAUGGAAAACAAUAGUCUCGCACGUGCUCUAUUUGGCCCAAAAGAAAAUCAGGUGAAGUUGGACUGGCCAACAAGGCAUAGGAUUUGUGUUGGUAUAGCCAGAGGUUUGGCUUACCUCCAUGAGGAAUCAAGGUGGAAGAUCGUUCAUAGAGACAUCAAAGCUACUAAUGUGCUACUUGAUAAAAAUCUUUUCCCAAAGAUAUCUGACUUUGGAUUGGCCAAGCUUGAUGAAGACGAUAAUACCCACAUAAGCACUCGGAUUGCUGGAACUUUUGGUUAUAUGGCACCUGAAUAUGCAAUGCGGGGUUAUCUAACUGAUAAAGCAGAUGUUUAUAGUUUCGGAAUUCUUGUAUUGGAAAUGGUCAGUGGAAGGUGCAAUACAACUUACCGCUCAAAGGAAGAAUGUUUUUAUCUUCUAGAUUGGGCACUUCUUCUAAAAGAGAGAGCAAGUUUGUUGGACAUGGUGGAUCCAAGGUUGGACUCAGAGUUUAACAAAGCAGAGAUGAUUAAUACGAUCAAUAUUGCUCUCCUUUGUGCUAAUGCUUCUUCAGCAGUUAGGCCCGCUAUGUCUUCAGUGGUGAGCAUGCUUGAAGGUAGAGCUUCCGUUCAGGAGGUGGUCUUUGAUCCAAACGCCUCAAUUAAUGAAAUCAAUGCGAUGAGGAGACAUUUUCAAUCCAAUAUUGAAGAAAACAAUGGUGACCCUGAGAGUCAGAGACGAACUAUGUCAAUUGAAGGGUCGUGGACCGCUUCAACUACAUCUGCUCAAGACCUCUAUCCAGUCCGCCCUGAUUCAUAUUAUUGGGAAAAUAGAAAUUAGAGAAUUUGAGCAAAGUGUCCUUUUAUCG